Messenger RNA from Zalophus californianus (California sea lion), 1082 nucleotides. RefSeq names its product 14-3-3 protein theta-like. Gene Ontology annotation, cellular component: cytoplasm. Gene Ontology annotation, biological process: signal transduction. The coding region runs from base 1 to 756 and encodes 251 amino acids. The record is from RefSeq and is a predicted model, not a curated record. The transcript has 2 exons. Lineage: Eukaryota; Metazoa; Chordata; Mammalia; Carnivora; Otariidae.
AUGAAAGAAUUGCAUGGUAGAAAGAUACAAAGCUUAGUCCGUGAGUCAGACUGCUCGGAGGCUAAAGCCAAAAGCCGAUCAAAGUGGUGGGACUCGCACCGCGGCCGCGGAGAUGUCAAGGCCGUCCGCAAUGAGGAGCGCAACCUGCUCUCGGUGGCCUACAAAAACGUGGUCGGGGGCCGCAGGUCCUCCUGGAGGGUCAUCUCGAGCAUCGAGCAGAAAACCGACACCUCGGACAAGAAGUUGCGGCUGAUUAAGGACUAUCGGGAGAAAGUGGAGUCUGAGCUAAGGUCCAUCUGCACCACGGUGCUGGAAUUGUUGGAUAAGUAUUUAAUAGCCAAUGCAACUAAUCCAGAGAGUAAGGUCUUCUAUCUGAAAAUGAAGGGAGAUUACUUCCGGUACCUUGCUGAAGUUGCAUGUGGUGAUGAUCGAAAACAAACGAUAGAUAAUUCCCAAGGAGGUUACCAAGAAGCUUUUGAUAUAAGCAAGAAAGAGAUGCAGCCCACACACCCAAUCCAACUGGGGCUGGCUCUUAACUUUUCUGUAUUUUACUAUGAGAUCCUUAAUAACCCAGAGCUUGCCUGCACACUGGCUAAAACAGCUUUUGAUGAGGCCAUUGCAGAACUUGAUACACUGAAUGAAGAUUCAUACAAAGACAGCACCCUCAUCAUGCAGUUGCUUAGAGACAACCUAACAUUAUGGACAUCAGACAGUGCAGGAGAAGAAUGUGAUGCAGCAGAAGGGGCAGAAAACUAAAUGCAUACAGGGUGGUCAUCCUUCUUCCCCUCAAGAAACCUUUUUACUCAUCUCCAUUCCUUAUUCUAUUUGGAUUUCCUAUAGCAAAGAAACCUAUUCUUGUGUAUGGAAUCAACUGUUUAUAGUCUUUUCACACUGCAGCUUUGGGAAAACUCCAUUCCUUGAUUUGUGUUUGUCUUGGCCUUCCUGGUGUGCAGUUACUGCUGUAGAAAAGUAUUAAUAGUUUCAUUUCAUAUAAACAUAAGUAACUUCCAAACACUUAUGUAGAGGACUAAAAAUGUAUCUGGUAUUGAAGUAGUCUGAACCAGUUCUGCAAGUGACUGUGU